GCCAAGAGUGCCACGAUGGACGAAGAGUCAUACCGUUACGUCGAAGGCAUGUGGAUGCACAAGCUCUUCAAGGAUGAAGCUGUCCUCUCCGCAGUCAACUACAAACCGCGACAGGGAGACAUCUUUGUCGCUACGUACCCUAAAUGCGGUACAAAUUGGACGCAGUUUAUUGUUUACAAUAUUUUGACUCGUGCGGCACCGGUCACCAACAUGGGCGAAUUCAGACUGAUGAGCCCGUUCAUCGAUAUGACUGGAGCCGGUUCUGCGGAGAACCCGUUGAGAAAUGGUCCCAUUAUAACACACUUUCCGUUAAGCGUUUUACGUCCAGCAAACUGUGCCAAGUACAUCUACGUGGCAAGGAACCCAUAUGACUGUGCCGUGUCCUUCUACCACUUCUUGAAGGGACUGACUCCGAAAAGUGUCACCGAUGUUUCCUUUGAGAAGUUCCUCAACCUCUACUUGGGAGGAAAGGUCCUCUACGGCGACUACUUCGAUCACCUUCUACCAUGGUAUGAGCAUCGAGGAGCCCAAAAUAUCCUUUUCAUCACAUAUGAACAACUGAAGGCGGACACAAGGUCGCAAGUGCUGAAGAUCGCUGACUUUCUUGGCAAUGAACACGGAAAAGCGUUGCGUGAAGACGAGGACCUUCUUCAGAGCGUCCUCCAUGCUUGCAGUAUGGAAAGCAUGAAGCCCAUCUUCGAUUUAAAGGCAAUGGAUAUGGCAAAGUUGAUGCUUAAAGCUACACCGGCGAAGUCCGAGAUGUUUGCAGUGGUAAAGGACUUGGCGGAGCUAAAGGUCGAAAUGCAUCAAGGCUCCAGCUUUGUUCGGAAGGGAAUCGUCGGCGACUGGCGAAAUUAUUUUACUGCCGAGCAGGUACAGCGAACGAAAGAAUGGAUUGCAAAAAAGGCCCAGGGUAGCGGAGUCAUGGCACUCUGGAACGACUGUGAACUUCCGUAG
Dermacentor silvarum is the source of this 957-nucleotide messenger RNA. RefSeq names its product sulfotransferase 1B1. Gene Ontology annotation, biological process: sulfation. The coding region runs from base 16 to 957 and encodes 313 amino acids. The transcript has 2 exons. Gene Ontology annotation, cellular component: cytoplasm. Lineage: Eukaryota; Metazoa; Arthropoda; Arachnida; Ixodida; Ixodidae. Gene Ontology annotation, molecular function: sulfotransferase activity. The record is from RefSeq and is a predicted model, not a curated record.